AUAAAGCAUACCAAAAUUUUAAAACGUCAAUUUCAAUUCAAUUCAACUCAACCAACCCAUCAUCAAGGGUCAACUAUUCCUAUCCCAGUUGAACCAAAUCUAUUCAAUCAUAUCUCAUCUUAUCAUAGACAUUCAGUCGUGACUUUUCACUUUUUUACUCCUUCCUCACUCACUCACUCAUUUCAUUCGUUCAUUCGUUAGUUAGUUCAUAUGACUGCAUCAGAAUACGCCAACUUAGUUGCAAGUCUUACCGAUAAAGAUAUCUUAAAUAAAUGGCCUGAAAUCACUCCUUUAAAGAAAAUAUCAGGUAUUCCAACCUCCAACUCCGACAUUAAAGACAAUGCUGAUUCAUCCCUUUUUGAAGGUCAUGAUGAAGAACAAAUCAAAUUAAUGGAAGAAUUAUGUAUUGUCUUAGACAAUAAUGAUAAACCUUUAGGAGCAGGGACCAAGAAAUUAUGUCAUAUUAUGGAUAAUAUAAAUCAAGGUUUAUUACAUCGUGCAUUCUCUGUGUUUUUAUUUAAUGAAAAUAAUGAAUUAUUAUUACAACAAAGAGCUGAUGAAAAAAUUACUUUCCCUGGUAUGUGGACUAAUACAUGUUGUUCUCAUCCUUUAUGUGUACCAAAGGAAUUAGGUAUUUCAUCUAAUUCAGAUGAUUUAAAUCAAUUACAUAAUGCCAUUGAAGGGGUUAAAAACGCUGCUCAAAGAAAAUUAGAUCAUGAAUUAGGUAUACCUUAUAAUGAUUCUCCAUUAGAAAAUUUCCAAUUCUUAACUAGAAUUCAUUAUAAAGCAGGUAAUGCUGGGGUUACUAAUAAUUCAGAAUCAGAUUCAAAAUGGGGUGAACAUGAAAUUGAUUAUAUUUUAAUCUUAAAAACGGCCAAUGAUAUCACUAUUAAUCCAAAUCUUAAUGAAGUAUCUCAUCAAAAAUUCGUUUCUAAACAUGAAUUAAAACAAAUGUUUGAAGAUGAAAAAUUAAUCUUUACUCCAUGGUUUAAAUUAAUCUGUAAUUCAUUCUUAUUUAAAUGGUGGGAUAACUUGGAUAAUUUAUCCCAAUUUAAAGAUGAUAAAAUUCAUCGUUUACUCUAGUUUAGUUAAGACUCUCCUUCCUUAUAUUCAUCCAUACACUUUUCCAAUUGUAUUAAUUUCUAGUUUUAUUCAUUCUAUAUACGUACAAUAAUAAUAAUAACACAUUAAUAAUCCAACAUUUUUAAAUGGUUAUAGUUAUGAUCUCCUUAACUUUAACUCCUCUCCUCAUACUGAUCCCGGAGGUGUAAAUUCGAAGUCAAAAAAAAAGUAAACUUCA
Scheffersomyces coipomensis is the source of this 1300-nucleotide messenger RNA. It is a transcript of the gene IDI1, whose product is annotated as isopentenyl-diphosphate delta-isomerase. The coding region runs from base 211 to 1083 and encodes 290 amino acids. Gene Ontology annotation, cellular component: cytoplasm. The transcript has a single exon. The record is from RefSeq and is a predicted model, not a curated record. NCBI's taxonomy places the organism in Eukaryota, Fungi, Ascomycota, Pichiomycetes, Serinales, Debaryomycetaceae. Gene Ontology annotation, molecular function: isopentenyl-diphosphate delta-isomerase activity. Gene Ontology annotation, biological process: isoprenoid biosynthetic process; isopentenyl diphosphate biosynthetic process.